Messenger RNA from Sphaerodactylus townsendi, 1126 nucleotides. Its product is annotated as inositol-trisphosphate 3-kinase A-like. Lineage: Eukaryota; Metazoa; Chordata; Lepidosauria; Squamata; Sphaerodactylidae. The record is from RefSeq and is a predicted model, not a curated record. Bases 365 to 877 code for a protein of 170 amino acids. The transcript is spliced from 3 exons.
CUCCUCCUCCGCCUCUCCACCAGUUGCCUCGUUGAGCCCGACGGCGGCGUGGACCGGGAGUGCCCCAUAUGGCCCAGCAGGCACGAGGGCUGGUGAGGCAACUCCGCAGCCCCACCGGUAUGAGUCAGAGGAGGCUGGAGCGGGCCUGAGGAGGCAGCCAGGCAGGCAGGACGCAGGCUGGCCAUGCUCGCCAGGCAGCGGCAUCUUCUCCAGCCCUCCGGCACACUUUGCGCGCAAGGGAGCCGACACCUCCGUUCCGCGUCGCGCCCUCCGCCGCCUUCUCUUGCUCGUCCCCGCCGCUGGCGGUUUUCACGACGCUGCCCGACAGCCGCUCUGUAGCAGCGGCGGCGGCGCCUAGUCUUCCAUGGAGCCCGGAGGCGCCCGCGACGGCGGCGGCACCAGCAGCCCAGAGUUGGGCCGGGGCAAGCGGCUGAGCGUGGGGGAGCUGCGCUCGCUCUUCGAAGCGCGGUGCGCGGCGGCCGGCGAGCGGUUGCCCGAGCCUCCCAAGAAGAGCUGCCGGCCUCGCAACGGGGUGCUGCAGCCGGUGAUCCCGCAGCUGACCGUCACCCCGGAGGAGGACGGCGAGGACGGGCAGCGCAGCCCGGCCGGGGUGCCCCGCUCGGAGCCGGACGGCGCCUGGCUGACGACUGACAACUCGCGGCGCCUCUCCACAUCGUCGCUCUCCUCCACCGGCUCGUCGUCUCUCUUCGAGGACUCCGAGGACGACCUGCUGAGCGACACCGAAGGCAGGAGCCAGGGCAUCGUCCACCUGGAGCACGGCGAGGAAACCCACCAGAUACUUCAAAAUCUUGUGCUGCCAUUCUUCGUAGGUCGUGCAUUCAAAGCUUUGAACAUAUCAUCACCCCCCCCAAUUUAAAAAAAAACUGAUGAAAAUAAACAGAUAAGCCAGCAAUUAUACGAACACUUGGUUCACCAGAGGCUGAAGCCUUCUUCUGAUGUUAGUGGCUCUUCCACCCCAGAAAAAUCAACUUCAGUUGGAAGGAAGGCUAUUUUGCACAAAGGAAAGCUUUAAGCAUUGCUUAAGUGGAGUCUUAGUAUAGAAAACGUACACUAUAGAAAAUGGCACCUGGGACAAACUAUCAAUGCACCCCCUCAACUCCAUAUU